CCUCAUUAAUUACGGAAUUGUCCUCACCCUCUACCUCGUCUUCUCGAGUCUCUCAGCCGUAAAACAAAGUCACACUCUUUGAUUCAGAACUUAAAUUCUGUUUGGUUGGCAAGAAAAAGAAUCGGAGAGAAAACUAAGGAAAAUAAUCCAGAAAGAAAAAAUUAUGUCUCCUCACGGCGACAAAUCGGACGCUGCAGAGGAAGCUUUGGUUGCUGAAACUGAGAAGCGCCCCAUUUCCACCAUCCUCAUCGUGAUCGCUAUGCAGACUGAAGCUCUUCCUGUGGUGAACAAGUUCAACCUCACAGAGGACCCUGACUCCGUGUUCCCAAAAGGGGUCCCUUGGGUCCGGUAUCAUGGGUUUUACAAAGAUCUUCAUAUUAAUUUAGUUUGGCCUGGAAAAGAUUCAUCUUUAGGAGUUGAUUGUGUAGGCACAGUUUCUGCGUCUCUUGUGACCUAUGCUGCCAUUCAAGCGUUACAGCCAGACCUAAUUAUCAAUGCAGGCACUGCCGGUGGCUUUAAGGCCAAAGGAGCAGGCAUCGGUGAUGUGUAUCUCGCAUGUGAUGUUGCUUACCAUGAUAGAAGGAUACCCAUUCCUGUGUUUGAUCUAUAUGGAGUUGGUUUACGACAAGCCUGUGUAUCACCCAAUCUUCAAAAGGAACUUAACCUAAAGAUUGGUAAACUGUCUACCGGCAACUCUCUAGAUAUGUCCCCACAGGAUGAAGCAUCGAUCGUUGCAAAUGAUGCUACAAUUAAAGACAUGGAGGGUGCUGCUGUUGCCUAUGUGGCAGAUCUGUUGAAAGUCCCAAUCAUAUUUGUUAAAGCUGUGACUGAUGUAGUAGAUGGUGAAAAACCAACUGCAGAAGAAUUCUUGCAAAAUUUGUCAGCAGUAACUGCUGCUCUUGAAGAGAAGGUCACCCAAGUUAUCGAGUUUAUUAACGGAAAGUGCCUCUCUGACCUUUGAAGCAUUGCAUCCAAACUUAAUGAAACAUUUAUGUGAUAUUAGCAUGUACCUGGACCGCGGUUGACUGGAUAUCUACAGAUUUUGGUAAUACCUUAUUUGAAAGGUCCAACAGCAACAGUUCAUAGUUUGUGUAACUAUUUUUAAACAGUAUCUGGUGGUUUAAUCACAUGUUCUCUUUUGUAA
This is a messenger RNA of Prunus avium (sweet cherry), 1144 nucleotides long. Its product is annotated as 5'-methylthioadenosine nucleosidase. Gene Ontology annotation, biological process: nucleoside metabolic process. The record is from RefSeq and is a predicted model, not a curated record. Gene Ontology annotation, molecular function: methylthioadenosine nucleosidase activity. NCBI's taxonomy places the organism in Eukaryota, Viridiplantae, Streptophyta, Magnoliopsida, Rosales, Rosaceae.